Vitis vinifera (wine grape) is the source of this 1863-nucleotide messenger RNA. RefSeq names its product probable aspartyl aminopeptidase. NCBI's taxonomy places the organism in Eukaryota, Viridiplantae, Streptophyta, Magnoliopsida, Vitales, Vitaceae. The record is from RefSeq and is a predicted model, not a curated record. The coding region runs from base 146 to 1603 and encodes 485 amino acids. The transcript is spliced from 11 exons. Gene Ontology annotation, molecular function: zinc ion binding; aminopeptidase activity. Gene Ontology annotation, biological process: proteolysis.
AGAACGCAACGCAUCUUUUCUCUCUUUCUGUUUCUCCGGGGAGUAAAACGUUGCGUUUUAACAUUUGUUCCGCUUGUAAGCAUUCGCUCCAAACUCGUACGACACUUCCAUAUUUAUUGAAGGCUCGAAGCAAUCGACCGCAGCCAUGGCUAAAGAAGAACAGCAGAUUGAAGGAAACGACGUUGUUUCUGAUCUAAUCAACUUCUUGAACUCUUCGCCUACAGCGUUCCACGCAGUUGAUGAGGCCAAGAAGCUUUUGAAGGAGUCAGGAUUCGUGCAAGUUUCAGAGAGAGAUAAUUGGAAUCUGGAGGCAGGAAAGAGAUAUUUCUUCACAAGGAAUUACUCUACCAUUGUUGCUUUUGCAAUUGGAAAAAAGUAUGUCCCUGGAAACGGAUUCUGUAUUGUUGGUGCACAUACUGAUAGUCCUUGUCUGAAAUUAAAGCCCAUUUCAAAGGUAACUAAAGGUGGGUAUUUGGAGGUUGGUGUCCAAACUUAUGGAGGGGGUUUAUGGCAUACAUGGUUUGAUCGUGACUUAACUGUUGCUGGACGGGUGAUAAUAAGAGAAGGGAAAGAUGCCUUCUCUCAUAAGCUUGUCAGGAUUGAGGAACCCAUAAUGCGAAUCCCUAACCUAGCAAUUCACUUAGACAGGGGUGUUAAUGAUGGAUUCAAAGUGAACGCACAUAGUCAUCUCGUUCCCAUCUUGGCAACGGAAAUCAAGGCUGAGCUCAAUAAAGUGGUUUCUGAAAAUGGUCCUGUUAAGAGUGGAGCUGAUGAGAAAAAGUCAAAUGAAAGAACAAAGACUGAUAACUCAAGGCAUCACUCACUUCUCCUACAGCUGCUUGCAACUCGGCUUGGCUGUGAACCAGAUGACAUAUGUGAUUUUGAGUUACAAGCAUGUGACACUCAACCAAGUACAGUUGCUGGUGCCAUGAAAGAAUUCAUUUUCUCGGGAAGGCUUGAUAACCUCUGCAUGUCAUUUUGCUCUCUAAAGGCAAUGAUAGAUGCAACAGCUUCUGAAAGUACUCUUGAGGAGGAAACUGGUGUUAGAAUGGUGGCAUUGUUUGAUCAUGAGGAGAUUGGAUCUAAUUCAGCACAAGGAGCUGGCUCUCCUGUCAUGUUUGAUGCAUUAUCACAAAUAACUAACUCCUUCACCUCUGAUUCUAAGCUGCUUCAGAUAGCAAUUCAGAGGAGUUUCCUUGUAUCUGCUGACAUGGCACAUGCCCUCCACCCUAAUUACAUGGACAAACAUGAUGAAAAUCAUCAACCCAAGUUGCAUGGAGGACUUGUCAUCAAGCACAAUGCAAAUCAACGCUAUGCAACCAAUGCAGUCACUUCUUUCAUAUUCAAGGAAAUAGCUGCAAAGCACAACCUUCCAGUCCAGGAUUUUGUGGUCCGCAAUGACAUGCCUUGUGGUUCAACCAUUGGUCCCAUCCUUGCAAGCGGUGUGGGGAUUCGCACUGUUGAUGUUGGUGCCCCACAGUUAUCAAUGCACAGCAUAAGAGAAAUGAGCGCAGUUGAUGAUGUGAAGCAUUCGUACGAGCAUUUCAGGGCCUAUUUCCAAGAGUUCUCUUGCCUUGAUGCUAAGAUUACCGUGGACAUCUAGGUCUCCACCGUAUCUUCUUUACAGAAUUUGAUGCUUAAUAGUUUCAACAGAUGCCUGUUUGAGUUCUGGCUAUGAAGACUUAUCACUGUGCCUAAAGUGCUGUUCUGAAUGAUGUUUAGCUUUCCCCCAACUUGCUGCAACUUUCAAACCCUAAUUUAUGUGGUUUAUAUGCUGUUAACUGGGAUGUUGAAAUGAAAGAUCAGAUCUUGGUGAAUCGGUUAACCGAAUUUAAUCUUAUGAACUUCGGUUUCAAGCUUUAA